Molecule: messenger RNA, 921 nt
Organism: Cryptomeria japonica (Japanese cedar)
Lineage: Eukaryota; Viridiplantae; Streptophyta; Pinopsida; Cupressales; Cupressaceae
Product: 2-oxoglutarate-dependent dioxygenase DAO-like
Exons: 5
Coding region: 1-921 (306 amino acids)
Molecular function (GO): dioxygenase activity
Source: RefSeq, a predicted model, not a curated record
AUGGAAGGAACUCCAAUAUCAAGCGAGAUAAAGCACAACCCAUUCUUCUACCGUGCUAUUGUCACAACAUACAUAAUGCCUUUACCCCUUGAAGCCACAGUAUCUGAUGUGGUUCUUCCUGUAGUGGACAUUUCCAAACUCCCAAGAAACUUGAAUGCUCAGGAACUAAACCAACUUCGAUAUCAUCCCGACCUCGCCAAACUCGGCGAGGCCUCCAAAGAAUGGGGAUUUUUCCAACUCGUAAAUCAUGGAAUUCCAGUAGAUCUUCUGCAAAAGGCUGAGAAUGGUAGCCGAAGUUUAUUAUCCAUGCCUACCGAGGUCAAAGAAAAAGCGUCAUUUGGUAAGCCACUCGUGACUGACUACCGAAAACAAAACUAUGAGUACUUUCACAUUCGAGACUCCACUAGUCCAGGUUCGUUUGAGCAAAUCGAAGCGAUGGCAGCGUACGCUUCGUGUGUCUCAGAUCUUGCACAAAAAAUCAUAAAAGUAAUUCUGGCAAGCCUGGGAUUGGAUGCCCAGUUAUUCAUUGGAAAACACGCCCAUCGGAGAGGAGGCGUUCAUCCCCCAUACAGAUUCGGGGUGCAUCACAAUUCUUUACCAAGAUGGUGUGGGAGGUCUUCAGAUUUGAUCUCGGGAGGGCGUGUGGCGUGGACCAACAGCCGGUACCGCAGCGCAGAGCAUCGUGUUGUAUGUAAAGGUUGGAGAGAUCGUAUGUCAAUUGCCUUGUUUAGUUAUUUUCCUCAAGAGACGGAAAUCUGGGCGCCUGAGGAGCUUGUGGAAGACAACAAUCCAAGGCGUUACAAGCCUUUCAUAUUGUCACACUUAAUGCGUGAAAAAAUGAGUAACAGAGAAUACAAUGCAGCAACUAGGGCUCUCGAACGAUUCGCGAAUUGUUUGGUUGUUUUUAGCAACGAAAUCUAA